AUGACUCUGACUUUCUUGGCGCACCUCACAGAUUUAGCGAUGGCUGUUGUCAAUGAUGAUUUGGAGGAAUAUGCCAUGGAGCAAUUUCAGAAUUCACUUCUACGAUCUCUUUCCGAGAAUGAGGGCUUCUGGGACGUCACACUUCACCUUGGACGCGAGGGAAGCGGGACGGCGAGCGUCAACUGUCACCGCCACAUGCUCGCAGCGCAUAGCAGCGUCUUCGCGCAGCUGCUCAUGCAAGCUCAAUCGCAACAGCUACAGGGCCUAGCUUCUUUGAGUGGAAAGCAGUCGAAUAGAAUCUCAUUGCGCGUGGAAUGUGAUCCAGACGCGUUCAGCGACAUCCUGACAUACAUGUACAGCGGGAAGUUGUCCUUGAACCCCGAGCAUGCCAUUGAGCUUCUGUCAGUCAGCACUUACUACCAGAUUGAACCCCUCGUCCGAGCUUACAGCCAGUUUGCGGAGUCGUACCUCAAGGUGGAGACUGUCAACGUGCUCCUGGCGUCAGCCUUACAGUUCAAUCUCUCUGACACUGUGGACAGGCGAGCAAUAUGCGAACACUACAUCCUUCGUAACGCAACUCCAGUCAUGCUCAACCCGACCUUCGAGGCCGUUCCCGAGCCAUACGUGUGCCGCCUGCUGGAGAACGACGAGCUGCAGAUUCAGGAGGUGGAUGCUUUCAGUGCGGUAGUCAGGUGGGGUAAGGCGAGGUACGGAGACAUCGACCCCAACGUCCUGCGGGAGAAGCUCGCCAACAUCAUGCAGUACGUUCGCUUCCCCAUGAUGGACAGCAAGGACAUGGCUGACAGCGUCGAGCCGCUCAACCUGGUGGACCAGUCGCUGCUCCUCGAGGCGUACAGGUUCAAAGCAACAGGAGGGGACUUGAGGAACACCAGAGGAGACGCGUCUAGAGGAAACCGCAGGUUCAUCCCCCGCCGCGCCAUCAGCGACCAGGCCCCAUAUGCCAACUCCAGCUCGAGGUACCCCAUGGCUCAAGUUCCCUUCCAGAGCCGCCCAACUCUCUCAGCUCAGCCCACCCCUACCCCCAUCAGUCAGCCCCCGUCACAGAUGCAGUCGCAGUCACAGAUGCAAACGCAGACGCCCAUGGUGGGGGUGGGUCUCGGCCUCUCCCUGCACUCCUCCCUUCCCUGCAUGCUCGUCACCGAGGUUGCCCCCUGGUGUCAAAUCCAGUCCGGCGACCUGCAGAAGAUCGAGGUCGGCGACAUGCUCAAGAGCAUCGACGGCUGGCCGGUCAACCGCUCGGUCGACGCUGUCAAGAAGCACCUGCUGGGCCCUCCCAACACCCUCGUCACCCUCGGCAUCCUCCGACGAGGUGUCGACUACGAGGUCGUGGUAGUUCGCGGCUCGUCCGAUCGGAUGUCGAGCAGGGCGAACUCUGGACGCAACACUCCCUACGACUCCUACAGGUCACCCAACAGCAUCGCGCCCAGCAGGUCGACCAUGAAUGACACGAGGAAGCAGCUCGAGGACGCAAAGAAUGCGCUGAACGCCUUCAGCCGCCCUAGCAGCAUGGCGCCAGGCUCCAACUAUCAGGGGGAGAGAGAGAGAUUGGACGUAGUGUGA
This is a messenger RNA of Guillardia theta CCMP2712, 1581 nucleotides long. RefSeq lists its product as hypothetical. The coding region runs from base 1 to 1581 and encodes 526 amino acids. The record is from RefSeq and is a predicted model, not a curated record. Gene Ontology annotation, molecular function: protein binding. NCBI's taxonomy places the organism in Eukaryota, Cryptophyceae, Pyrenomonadales, Geminigeraceae. The transcript has 9 exons.